ACUUCUGAGGUGCUGAUCUCACUCCCGUGACGGCGUGCCCCGUGAUUGAUAGCGAAAAUGUUCAUGCUUUCCUGGCGUAUUCAAUCAUGUUUUUGUUAUUAUAAAACGCGAAAAAAACGAUUGUUUUAAAGUUUAAUCAAUAAUUAUAAUAAAAUGUAAUCAAUUAUAACAGCCAUCCUUUUUCGCCAUAAAUGAUAUAUUUUAGCAACCUUUGCAAGGCGUUUUGUCUGCGUUUGCAUAAUUGACCAAUGAUUAUCUACUCAAACCAAAAAAAUAUUUUUGAUCAGAUUGACCUAUAUAGCUGAAUCCUGAAUGUGAUAUGGUAAUAUAUCGUUUGAAGUUAGUUGUGGAAAUCUGUAGUAAAGGUGUUUGCCAGACCCGUUUUGUAUAAACCUUUACCACAGAGACGGACAAAAGGGCGAAUGUAUUGCAAUUUUGAAGCAAUGCAAAAUGGCCGACUUGCAGAAAUAUGCUGACGAUUUCCUCAGUGAAAUGAUUGACGAAGCAAUUCUUGGGACUUGUUUCGAGGUUCACAGAUCGUCACGUGUCGGUACGUUAUUCAUUGACGACGUAGAUCCUGAGGAAGAAGAGAAAUAUAAAAUCGUUGACCAACCAGGUUUCGACGUUUUCGGGGUCCCAAAAUCAGGGAGUAAAAAAACGAUUGAGUGUGAAUGUCCAAACUGCAAACGAACGUUAGCUGCAAGCAGGUUUGCUCCACAUCUUGAGAAAUGUAUGGGAAUGGGAAGAAACUCCAGCAGAAUAGCUUCACAGAGAAUUGCAAAUAGUGGGAAACUGGCUGCUGGUCUCGGCGAAUCACUGUGCAAUGAUGAUGACCCGGAGUUUGGAAGCGACGCGGACUGGUUUUUAGGGUACGAGGGGGGAAGUUCUACACGAAGAAAUUCUAAGAAACGAAAAGGUGAAAGAAUUAGUGGGUCGCCACGGAUACGUGGGCCUCUAGCGAAGACAAAAGCGCCAAAUAGUUCCCCGCGAAGCAACGGAUCCGGCGGCUCGUCUCGCUCAGGGACUGCAGAUCAUAAUGACAAUGUUCCUAUUGAUGUCGUUAAUCCUGGGGGUGCCCUAAUAGAAGGAAGAGCGACACCUACUGGCUCAGAUUCAUUGACUCCGAGUAUGAGAAAUAAAUCGCCCUUUGACCCUUCUCUCGGUACGUGGGAGCCGCAAAUCACGGAAUCGAAAACCCCAGAGAAUAUUCAUACAUCAGCCGGGGGGGUCAAGAAAAAAUCAAAAUCGACAAAACAUACGACAAAAAAAUCUAAAAAACGGCACAACUUGGCCCAAAAUUAUACUUUUUCUUAAUUUAACCUUAUUUUUAGUUCAAUCAUGAUAAAAUUUGCAUUGUGCUGAAAUAUUUUCUUUUUUUACUUAAAAAUGAGAUUUUUUUCUAAUUUAUUUUUUGCUAAACCAAAUUUUCGCUCUUGAUUUUUUCAGCUUUUCUGUUAAUCACUGAAAAUUAUCUCUCUGAUUCUGUCAGUCA
This is a messenger RNA of Styela clava, 1492 nucleotides long. NCBI's taxonomy places the organism in Eukaryota, Metazoa, Chordata, Ascidiacea, Stolidobranchia, Styelidae. The record is from RefSeq and is a predicted model, not a curated record.